AUGCCUAAAUUUGCUCAAAAUCUCAUACAAGUUGUCAAUGAGUUACAAGAUAUACUUAAAGACAAUCUCGAGUUUGAUUUGCCACAAAUCGUUGUCAUCGGUGGUCAGUCUUCGGGUAAAUCCAGUGUUUUGGAGAGUAUUGUUGGCCAGGAUUUCCUGCCCCGCGGGUCGGGUAUUGUCACCCGAAGACCACUCGUUCUGCAAUUGAUUUCAGAGAAAGAUAGGGAAGAGGAUUUGGCUCAAUUUUCUCAUUCAGCCGAAGAUUUCUACGAUUUCGACGAAAUCAGGGAUGAAAUCAUUAACGAAACCAAUCGAGAGGUUCCCGAAAGUUGCGGAAUAUCUCCCAUUCCUAUCAAUCUGAAGAUAUAUUCCUCUGAAAUGUUGGAUCUAACUCUUGUAGAUCUGCCGGGAAUGACAAGAGUGGCGGUCGGGGAUCAGCCCAAAGACAUUGAGUUUCAAAUUGAAAAAAUGAUUUUGGAUUACAUUUCUGGUGAUAAUUGUCUCAUUUUGGCCGUCACUGCAGCCAAUCAGGAUUUGGCGACAUCUGAUGCCUUAAAACUGGCCAAUAAAGUGGAUCCCGAGGGCGACCGCACUAUCGGUGUCCUCACAAAACUGGAUCUCAUGGAUAAGGGAACCGAUGCCCGCAAUAUACUGUUAGGAAAACACGGCAUCCGUUUGAAGAGAGGUUUCCACGGAGUGGUUAACAGAUCCCAAAAAGACAUCGACGGAAAUAAAAAUAUGAAGAAAGCACUGGAAGACGAACACAAGUUCUUUUUGGAUCACCCCGCGUACGGGCCAUCGAUGGCUAAACGUAUGGGUAUUAAACAUUUGCAACAAUUUCUUCAGUCAGAACUCUUUGCCCACAUUUCCUCCCGAUUGCCGCCAUUGAAGACCAAAACAGAGGAGAAAUUAUCCGAAAUUAAUCAAGAAUUAUUAAAAAUUGAGUUUCCGGAGGAUUCAAUGGAAAAGGAGAGACUAUUGGCGCAAACAAUUGAGUCGUUUCGCAAUCACUUUAAGAGCUCAAUGGGAGGCAGUGUUUGGAAAGUAGAUGUAAAUGAUUUGAGUUGUGGUGCGAAAAUCAAUGUCCUAAUGAAUGACACGUUUCCCAAAGAGAUUGAUCUCUUGUUUUACGACGAGAAGCGUUUGGGCUAUAAUAUCGCGAACGCUAUUCAAAACUCGUUCGGCACUCGUUUGGGUGUUUUCAUACCCGACGCCGCAUUCACUUCAUGUGUUGGCCCACAGAUUGAACUGUUUAAAACGCCGUCCAUUGCUUGUAUCGAUUGGGUUAGCGAUGAAAUCACCAAAACAAUCAACAAAUGUUUGAAAGAUAUCAACUGUUUGCCUAAUUUAAAAAAUAUUUUUGCAGAUUUGACUCUAGAUUUUGUCCAUCAGUCCACUAAGAAAUGCAAACAAAUAGCCGAACAUAUGAUUAAAAUGGAAAUAUGUUAUCCAAACACACUUCACGAGGACUUCCUUGAAAUGAUUGGUAAUGGUGAGAUAAGACCCAUAGCAGCGACACCAGUGAAUGCUAUUCAGCAAAACACACAGAAUUUGAAAUCCGAUUAUAUUUCAUACAAGAAGAAUGACUUGUAUUUUGUUCUCAAAGACACUACUCUUUACUGGUUUAAAGACGAGAAACAAAAUGACAUGGCGUUCCCCGACGUAAUGAAACCACAAGUGGAUGAAGUGAAGCGAUAUCUUCACACAUAUUUUGUUAUCCUUAAGAAGACAUUUAAGGAUCGUUUGCCUAAAUUGUGUCAAUUAGAGCUCAUUAAGGCGACCGAAAAAUUCAUUGGAACCGAACUCCAGGCCGGCAUUAGAGGCCAAUUCAAGACAAUCGAUGAAAUCAUUGGUGAAGAUCCGGACAGAGAAAUGAGGAUUGAAUUGGAAAACGAUAAGAAAAAGUAUGUCGAAGCCAUUGCUAUAAUGGAUAAGUACUCUAAAAUGAGAUUCUAA
Molecule: messenger RNA, 1956 nt
Organism: Medioppia subpectinata
Lineage: Eukaryota; Metazoa; Arthropoda; Arachnida; Sarcoptiformes; Oppiidae
Source: the annotation of a GenBank genome assembly